AUGGCCGGGAACAGCGGGGAGUCAGAGCAGGCCAUCAACGGCAUGGGCGGUGCCAUGGAGAGCACAGCACAGGAGUCAUAUUCCUUUCCGGACGACAGGCUGAAGAUAGUCAUGGACGAUCCGUCAAAGACUCCCUUGCUGCUAGUCGCCUGUGGCUCGUUUUCACCCAUUACCUAUCUACAUCUACGCAUGUUUGAAAUGGCGGCGGACUUUGUCAAGUUUAGCACGAAAUUCGAGCUCAUCGGGGGCUACCUGUCCCCUGUAUCAGAUGCAUACAGAAAGGCCGGGCUUGCUUCUGCCUCACACAGGAUAAACAUGUGUCGAUUGGCCGUGGAUAAGACAUCAGAUUGGCUGAUGGUCGAUCCAUGGGAAGCUAUGCAAAAGGAAUAUAGCCCUACCGCACAGGUUCUGGAUCAUGUCGAUAAGAUCAUCAAUCAUGACCGUGGUGGUAUAGAUGUCGGGGAUGGCACAAAGAGGCCGGUGAGGAUAGCUUUGCUUGCCGGGGCUGAUCUGAUCCAUACCAUGUCAACCCCGGGGGUUUGGAGUGAGGAAGAUCUGGACCAUAUCCUAGGAAAAUACGGAACAUUCAUAGUCGAACGCAGCGGCACUGAUAUCGACGAGGCCAUCGCGGGACUGCAACCAUGGAAAGAGAACAUCUAUGUCAUCCAACAACUCAUCCAGAAUGACGUUAGCAGUACCAAGAUCCGUUUAUUCCUUCGACGAGAGAUGAGUGUUCGCUACCUUAUCCCGCAUCCGGUGAUCGAGUAUAUCGAACAUCAUCACCUAUAUGAAGAGGAUGGUGCUAGUGCCUCGAGCUCGAACCUCCAGGAAAAGGGGAAGGUCAAUCCUCCCGACAAGGUCUGCGACACCAAUCGAGAUAACUAG
This is a messenger RNA of Microsporum canis CBS 113480, 885 nucleotides long. RefSeq names its product nicotinamide mononucleotide adenylyl transferase. The transcript has 4 exons. Bases 1 to 885 code for a protein of 294 amino acids. Gene Ontology annotation, molecular function: nicotinate-nucleotide adenylyltransferase activity; nicotinamide-nucleotide adenylyltransferase activity. The record is from RefSeq and is a predicted model, not a curated record. Gene Ontology annotation, biological process: NAD+ biosynthetic process. Lineage: Eukaryota; Fungi; Ascomycota; Eurotiomycetes; Onygenales; Arthrodermataceae.